Molecule: messenger RNA, 1121 nt
Organism: Arabidopsis thaliana (thale cress)
Lineage: Eukaryota; Viridiplantae; Streptophyta; Magnoliopsida; Brassicales; Brassicaceae
Product: C2H2-like zinc finger protein
Exons: 1
Coding region: 63-968 (301 amino acids)
Source: RefSeq, marked reviewed
AAAAAAAAGUUUUCCAUCCAAAUAAGUUACAUAAACCAUCCUGAUUUCUGUUUUCCUUCAAAAUGAAUCACAACUCCAAAAUGAUUCGAUCAAUGUUCACUACAUCUGAUUUUUCAAACCAUAGGGAUUUGUUUUCAUCUUCUCCUUCUUUUUCUUGUUACCAAAAUUCACAUGUCUCUUCAUCUUCUUUUGGAUUUAACAAUUCACAAGUGAUGAGGAGAAACAUUGAUUAUGUUUCCAGUACCGAUUAUUUGCCUAUUAAAGAUAAUCCUCAUCUUACUAGAGUUUCUUUCACUCAAACCAUUACUAAUAGGUAUAGUUCUAUUGUUCCUACCAAUUCACUUGAUGCUGUUCAAUAUGAUAUUGAACUUGUCAAACGUGCCAUGGAUUCUAAACCCAAUAUUUGGAAUCCUGUUUUUUAUCCUCCAAAUUUUCUUGGUAAACAAUGCGAGAUUUUAAACCCUGAGCCUCUAAAUGUCAUUUUUCCUCACCAAAAUUCUGGAGAUCGUCAAUAUUUAAACAUGUUUUCCUUGUCAUCAAAGCAUAACCAUGAUCAAAAUGUUUUCCAUGAAGGCCGAUCUUCGACAAAAAUCCCCAAACCAACCAUGUCCAUUGAAAAAACUACUGAAUAUAUAGAUUGUGAAGAAAACGAGAAAAGUGACGAUGCUCAAUAUGAUGGUCGAAUACAUAGUUUACCAUAUAAGAAAUAUGGUCCAUAUACAUGUCCUAAGUGCAACAGUAUAUUUGAUACUUCUCAAAAAUUUGCUGCACAUAUGUCAUCUCACUACAAGAGUGAAACGAAUAAAGAAAGAGCUCAAAGAUUUCGUGCAAGAAAUAAAAGAAAAUAUCGUAAAUUGAAUCUUGAAGUUUAUGGGGAGUCUCAAAAGAUUAAACAAGAAGAUGGGGUCCAUAAUGAUGGAAGGAGUGACGACAAACCUAUUCAACAUCAUAAGAUUUUAUUUCGUUAAUAUCUUUUUUUCAAUAUAAUGCAUAUUGUUUUCUUUUUCUAGUAUUUCAUCAUAUUUGUUGCUAUUCGUAUUGUAACUUUUAUUUUCUCUUUCAAUUUUAAAGUUAUUUUUCUAUAUUAAAAAGUUCUUAAUUCUCUCUCUCUCUCUCUCUCU